Macrobrachium nipponense is the source of this 1569-nucleotide messenger RNA. RefSeq names its product glutamyl-tRNA(Gln) amidotransferase subunit A, mitochondrial-like (gene GatA). Gene Ontology annotation, biological process: glutaminyl-tRNAGln biosynthesis via transamidation; mitochondrial translation. NCBI's taxonomy places the organism in Eukaryota, Metazoa, Arthropoda, Malacostraca, Decapoda, Palaemonidae. The record is from RefSeq and is a predicted model, not a curated record. Gene Ontology annotation, cellular component: mitochondrion; glutamyl-tRNA(Gln) amidotransferase complex. Gene Ontology annotation, molecular function: glutaminyl-tRNA synthase (glutamine-hydrolyzing) activity.
AAACAGGUCUACAAUGAAAACAAACGACAGGUGAUGAGUUACCUUUCUGGCUGUAUCAAAGAUGCUGCUAAAUUGCUGGAACAAAAAUUGCUUUCACCUGUGGAACUAUGCAGAGCAGCUGUACAUCGACAAGAAACCAUUUCCAGAUUAAAUGCCUAUGUUCCUACAAUCCUUUCAAAAAAUGGAAAGACAGCGGCAAUGUCUUCUUUGAAAAGAUAUGAAAAAGGAAAAGCAUUAGGUCCCUUAGAUGGUAUUCCAGUAGCCUUGAAGGACAACUUCAGCACUGCUGGUAUUCACACAACCUGUGGAUCACGAAUGUUACAAUAUUAUGUUCCCAUAUAUUCUGCAACUGUUGUGAAAAGAUUAGAAGCUGCUGGUGCGGUUUUUAUCGGCAAAACAAAUCUGGACGAAUUUGCCAUGGGUUGUGGGACUGUUGAUUCUAUGUUUGGCCCAUCAAGAAAUAUUUAUCGUUCAGGAAUUGGAUACAGUUUCCAAGAUUUUGAUGUGCUGUAGCAGUAGCAACGGGCUCAGCAUUUUUAGCCUUGGGAUCUGACACUGGGGGUUCAGUUCGAAAUCCUGCUGCAUAUUGUGGAGUUGUUGGCUUAAAGCCAACUUAUGGUGUUGUUCCACGACACGGCCUUAUUAGCUUGGUCAACUCAAUGGAUGUACCAGGCCUCUUUGCAAGAACAGUUGAUGAUGUUACUACUAUGCUGUCUGUUGUUGCUGGAAUUGAUAGCCAGGAUUCUACUAGUGUUGAGAGUAAUCUUCGAGACCUUCGACUGCCCAAAGAUCCUCGUGUUAGUGGCUUGGUUUUUGGUAUUCCAAGAGAAUAUCAUAGACCAAAUAUGGAUCCUGAGGUAAUUGCUGUCUGGACAAGAGUAGCAGAUUUACUGGAGAAUAAUGGAGCACAAGUUCGAGAAGUAUCACUUCCACAUACAAAAUAUUCCAUCAUCUGCUAUUCUGUCUUAAACCCAUGUGAAGUGGCAUCAAACUUUACAAGAUACACAGGUGUAGAAUAUGGUCAUCGAGCUGAUACUAUGAAGUCUAUGGAGGCUUUGUAUGCAAAGUCUAGAUCAACUGGCUUAAAUGAUGUUGUUAAAAGUCGAAUACUUGCUGGCAAUUAUUUCUUAUUGGAAGAGAAUAAGGAAAAAUAUUUCAACCAGGCAUUAAAGGUGCGCAGGCUCAUAUGUCAAGAUUUCAGAAAUGUUUGGUCUUUAGGUGUUGAUUUUUUGCUUACUCCAGUGACACUUUCUCCCCCCAUUAGGUAUUCUGAGUUUAUCAACUUCGAUAAUCGAAGUCAGACUGCUACUCAAGAUAUUUGUACUCAGUCUGCAAAUAUGGCUGGUAUUCCUGCCGUAAGUUUACCAAUUACUCUUAACUCUGAAGGGUUACCACUCUCAUUACAACUAAUGGCGCCUAUGGGAAGAGAUGCUGAGAUGUUAUCUGCAGCCAAAUGGAUAGAGAUGACUGUCAAAUAUCCAAGACUUCACAUCACAGAAUAACAAUUUAGUAAAAAAAAGGCCAAGAAAAUUAUUCACGACAAAAAAAGCAGUACUAUAAAAUUUAGUU